AUCAGUAUGUUCCAGGAAUAUAUGCAGUGGGUGUAACUGGACGUAUUCCUGAGUGGGUGGAGGAUGAAAUGGCUCGUCGUGAUAUUCCCUAUAUUCCAAGAGACGGGAGUUCUCUAACACAUCAAAAUUAA
Acaulospora colombiana is the source of this 131-nucleotide messenger RNA. NCBI's taxonomy places the organism in Eukaryota, Fungi, Glomeromycota, Glomeromycetes, Diversisporales, Acaulosporaceae. The record is from the annotation of a GenBank genome assembly.